AUGACAGAUCGAAAAGCAAAACGAUCGCGUGUAGUGAUUAACGAUGGAACAUGGGAUUGCUCAUUAUGUACAUAUAAAAAUCCAUGCGUGGCAUUUCGAUGCGAAAUGUGUGAUUCGAGAAAGGGAACUGCAACUCGAAAGCCAAAACUCGUUGUGAAUGAUCAUAUCGAACAAUUGCCGCGAUCGAAACGUAAAACGAAUGAAGAUUACUCGUCUGAUGCUUCAACAACUGAAGAUAGCGAUGGACAAGAUGACGACGAUGAUGAUGAUGACGACGAAGAGUUUCAUCAUGAGCAACGAAAAAGUACUCAAUCGCAACCGAAUCACACACGACGCUCAUUUCCAACCGAUCAUUUCAAUGAGAGCAUAUCUUCUCCGGCAUCGUCCACUACAACAAAUCAAUCGUAUCGCUCAGCUUCUCCGUCUUCAUCUUCGAAAUUGAAUGAUCAUGCGAGAGCGUCAACGACUAAGAAACGUGCAACAUUCAAUUCUCUAUCGCGUUCCACUAAAUCAGCAUCGUCACUGAUUGUCAAUCGAAAAAGUACAAACAAUGAUAAUGAGCAAAAGAAGUCUUCGAAGCACACAUCGACGAAAUCGAAAGACACAAAACAACGACAAUCAAACGAUCAUAAUCAGAAGUCCAGAGCAACAACAGCAGGAGCAGCAGCAGCGAAUGAUCAAAACAAAUCGAAAAAUCAUGCGCAGCAGAAAAAAAAAAAGACCAAAUUAUCCUCUCUUUCAUCCAUGUCGUCCUCAUCAUCGACAUCGUCGAAUUCAUCUUCAACUCACACAACCACAACCAUCACUGUCGACGGCGUUUCGGUUCGAAUUACUGAAUUCACCAAUAACGAUCAUAAUUCGAUCGCGACCAACGACAAUCUCACAAACGGAAAUAAUCCUUCGAGAGCAUCGUCAUCCUCACCUACACAUCGAACUAAUAGUCAUUUAGAAAAAUAG
Molecule: messenger RNA, 957 nt
Organism: Adineta ricciae
Lineage: Eukaryota; Metazoa; Rotifera; Eurotatoria; Adinetida; Adinetidae
Source: the annotation of a GenBank genome assembly